GGGACCUACGGGCUCAGAGUAGGAGAAGAUGGCAAAACCAGUGGUUUACGUGCCAGUCAAGCUCGAUGCCUUCGUGCUGAAUGGGUUGAGCAAGGGCUUUCCUGAUAAUGCAAGCGUUGCACCAAUCUCCCAGCCAAACUACACUUUCCUUCGCCUAGAUGCCGCGGUGAUUCAGAAUGAUGUCCUGCCAUACCACGACAUCUCUCAUGCUUCGCCACCAUCUCUUAAUCCCAGAUUGACUGAUCUGGGCACUGGCGAGCCUAGGAAGCGAAGGCAAGGCGUGUAUCUGCAUUGGAUGUUGCCUCGAUGCUAUCGGGCGGGCUCUUCUGCACAAACAGACUCAGCACCAGUCUUCAAGACUGCGCCCGAUCGGUGGCUUGUGAUUCGAAGACUACACCCAGGAGCCGAGCCUGCAGGCCGGAUUAGGGACAUCACUGCCUGGAUUGUAGAGUCCAACAGAGUCCGCAACGUGCAGGAUUUUGAUCGUAAUGUCGACGUUGAGGUCGAAUGUGCGCCUUAUUUGAAGGGCGACGCUGGCUCCAUCGAAGCACAAGCCGAAAUUUACAUUGGCCAGAAGACACUUCUGACGCCCGGCUCAUGGAAGGAAAGCGCGCCAGAUGCACAGCGCUUCGUGCCACUGGGCACGCUCAACACGGCGAAUCCUCUCUUUGCUGACUAUGCGCCGCACUGUCCCAAUGUCUUUAGCAUACUUGACAAUUUCGAGUACGUGCAAGAUGGGAAACGAGAUUAUCUCACAAAGGCGACUGCAAGCUAUUAUGUUCUUGGUUGGCAUGGCGAAGAAAAUCAAGACUUUCUUACCAACCCUCGAUCCGUGACCAUGUCAGAACUACUGAGCAACAACUUCCUCUCAAUGCCAGUCGCCAAGAGUGACGACUUCCUGAACAGGCCCUCUAGCGGCAGAGUUCUUUGUCAUGGGGCCAUGUACACAGUCAAUUACAGCAGCCAGGACAACAAUACACUUACCUUACCAUCUGCUCAUGCAGCCAAGAAGUUCGCCAACCCAAAAUCACAUCCGGUCACAGUUGGCACGACGCCUUUGGAUAGCGUACUAUCAUAUGUACGUGCUUACAAUGACUCUCUGAAGCAAGGUGGUGCCCGAGAUACUGCUCUCGAUAAAACAGAGUCCGAUUUGCGGCAUUUGGAAACACUGCUUUUGAAACAGGAAGACGACAUUGACUCACAGCAAGAAGCGCAAGAUAUGUUGAGUGCAAACAACUUCGAGCCAUAUCAAGAUAGCGGAUCUUUCUGGAACUUUUCUGCUGCCACCCCUUCCAACACAGGCUCGACCGCACUCCCGACACGCACGCAGCAAUUGUUCGAGCCUACGUCAUCACAGAAGCAGUCUUUAGCCAGACUCAACGAUGUCCAGGCUGCAUUAGACUCGGCAAAGCGUGAGAUGCAGAGUGAGCAGUGGAACUUGUUUGCGUUGUGGUGGAAGUACGUGAGCGACAAAUCCUGGCAGGAUACCAGGACCACAAUUCGAGAAAGCCCAGCCGACCAAUCAAAGAAACCCGCAGAGCUCGUUGAUGCUCAAACAAAGAUUGUCAAAUCCAUGAAAGCACGAGUCGAAAGCCUUGGGAGCGUUAUUGAGACAUACUUGAAGCCGUUUGUUCGACCUGGAUCCGAUUCUAGCAAGCCAUCAUACAUCGUUGAGCGCGGCGCUCGCAAGCGGUUCUACACUCAAAGAGAUCCUUGCUUGUUAGUUCCUGGCCUCUCGAACCCGUGGCCAGUAGACUGGCUAUCACUUCUGCCGACCCGAUUUGCAUCACAAGUGCAGGUUCCCAGUCUGCCUCCUCAGACACCAGCCGGCUGGGGCGGUCUAGGCGAUGUCAUCAAUAACAACGUCCUACCUUGCUUCAUCAACAAACAAGGCGUCGCCAAUAGAGAACUUCAAGACGCAGCAGCUUCGUUAAUUCGAGAAUUUUUCAAUUUGCGACCUAGUGAUAGCUCCGGUGUUAAGGAGAUUCCAUCUACUGUCAGAGGGAAAGCUUCGACAGAUGUCGUCUUGCCUCACUAUCACGACAGCCGUGAUCAGUGGAACAACACACAAGCAUGGUUUCCACUCUUCCUGGAGUGGGAGAUAAGCUACUGCCAUAUUCCAUGGGAUGCUUGGGAUUUCAACCAAGUCAAGAUUCCUUUCAAACCGAACGAGAACCCCCGUGUGCGCUAUGGUAUCAAGCCGGAUCGAACAGUGGCAGAACUCGUCAGAUCCGGGUCGACUCGUGUUCGAGAUGAGCGUGAGGUUGAUGGCCGAGUCCUCAUCCUUCCACAACCAGGCUUCUCGCUCCGUGUCAGUGUUGAACAGUUGCUAUCGUCCACUAAUCCGGACAUGCUACCAGAUAGCUUGAAGCCAAAACUCGAUCCACAAACGGGAGCCGUGACUUUUGACCCGGUUCCGGAUUUCCUCAGCAAGGUCGAGCAGAUUCAGCUCUUGAGUGCGCCUAUGACGGGAUUCAUGGACCACCUUACCACCAAGCUGCAAGGUACUCAUAUCAAACCGACUGUUCGAGACCCGGGAUCUCCAACCAACUUGACCUCUCUCAAAGCCGCAGAGAGGCCUGAGGUGAAUCUCAAUACCGAGGCCAUUACAUUGAUGGGCUCUGAGCUCGACAAGACGCCCUUUUCUGAUUUCGUGCGGUUUGAAGCUGGCGUGGCUCCCAUGAAGCCAGUGACUCAUGGACAAUUUCGAUUUACGAAGCUGAAUAUCAUCGACAAAUUUGGACAAGCAAUUUCUGCGAUCGAUCCGCGGCCAGCGAAUAAUAUACCGCCCUUGUACCCCAACCUCAGCGAGUACUUCCAUCCUCAAGACCUUGGCGGUGAUAUCAAUCGGGAGAACGUGAUUACAGAAGACCCGGCAGGUUGUCAAUAUGCUCAAUAUCCACCCACCAUCAAUCAGGAUGCAAGGCUUAACGGCAACUUCAUGCUUUUCGAUCAAUCGCUGAAGAUGUGGCGUACAGCCAACGAGUGGGAUGAUCCACUUUGGGGAUUCGUAGUGCUCAAUUACGCAGAGAACGGCGUUCAGAUCUUCUUGCCAGACGGGCAAUUCUAUCGCGAGGUGCGCCUGGGUGGGCCGAACAAGGCAUCUCAGAGCAUCGAAUGGCAACCUUUUGAGCCUCCCUCGGACGUAAGAGCGAAGCCGACAGAUCCAAAAGUUUUCCGCUCGCAAGGCUACCCGCAACUAGAUGCGCUCAUGAAGCAGCUUUCACGCCCUGAUUAUCUGCGCUCUUUCUUCGGUAUGGUCAACAAGGCACUGGCAGCGCUUCCUCACACACCCAACCAAUACGCAGAGUAUCUCAAUGCCAUCGUCGGGCGGCCUUUAGCGCUCACGAACAUUGGAUUUGCUCUUGAGCUGGCCAGUCCACCACUGAAGAAUCAGUCAACGCUCAGCAAUGCACCUCCGGAUAUUCCACUGACGUCUGUGAAGAGAGGCGCCAAGAGCUAUAACUUUACUGUCAAGAUUGGCGACCGUGAUCGAGCAUAUGACGGCCUGGUCUGUUUGUUCAAGCAGAUCGGCGACGCGAAAACAGCGCCAGGGCAAGAGCUUGAUCUCACCACCAUGAUCACCUACUAUCCUGCGGGCAAGAACACAACCGCACUUGAUCGUGACCAGUAUAUUGAGCUGACGCCCUACCAUCUCUCGUCCAGGUCGUAUCGCCUCGACGAAAGAGACCCGAACACAGUGGGAAUUGAGAUCAGCAAACUCAUGGUGGACCACUACAACCAGGUGUCAAUGUUUGGAGCACUUCUUGACCCAUUUGCAAAGAUCCACGCGUAUUCUGGCAUCCUGCCAAUUACGACACUGCAAUUGCCGCCUUGGACCUUACAAUCUGCUCUACAGCGCAUGACAGCCUUCUUCCGCAUGGGUCCGCUCAUCAUAACGACACCCGAUCUACAGAAGCGAUACGAUGAGAAGAACAAUCUGAGCACAGGAUCAAAUUUGCUCGAGAUCGCACAAUCGGCUGCUGCUGCCCCAAUAAACACGUCCGAUCCUUUGGCUCAAGCGCAAGCUGCUCUAUUCAGCGGUAUUCCUUUGCCAGCACUCGCUUCUGCAAAUUGGAAUUGGCUGCAGCCCUACGCUGUGGCACCUGAUGACAGCGAACCUGCCUCUGCGACAGCAAGACAACCGAAAUCGCAACAUUGGAAUCCCUUCCCCAUCGCAUCGCUGGACAACAGACCAAGGUUCGAGCGCGGCCCGUACACUGCAAUAGAAGGAUUUCUGCAGCUGAAAAAGCCGAUCUCGGAUGGCAAAAUAUGA
Molecule: messenger RNA, 4276 nt
Organism: Cercospora beticola
Lineage: Eukaryota; Fungi; Ascomycota; Dothideomycetes; Mycosphaerellales; Mycosphaerellaceae
Source: RefSeq, a predicted model, not a curated record